ACUAAAGCAGACACUGGCUUGAUUCAGUUGUGCCGGCCAAGGGACAACAUGAGGCUUUUUAUCCUGGUUGCCGUCUUCGGGCUGGGUCUGGCCCAGCACAACCCCCACAUCAAGCAUGGCAGGACAACCAUUGUCCACCUGUUUGAAUGGCGCUGGGCCGACAUCGCUGAGGAGUGCGAGCGCUUCUUAGCCCCCAAUGGCUUCGGUGGAGUUCAGAUCUCUCCUCCCAGUGAGAACAUUGUGCUGAGCAGCCCCUGGAGACCCUGGUGGGAGAGAUACCAGCCUAUCAGCUACAACCUGUGCUCCAGAUCUGGCAACGAGAGCGAGCUGAGAGACAUGAUCACCAGAUGCAACAAAGUCGGGGUCAACAUCUAUGUGGAUGCUGUCAUCAACCACAUGUGUGGAGCCGGCGGUGGAGAAGGUACGCACUCGUCAUGCGGAGGCUGGUUCAGCGCCAGCAGGAAGGAGUUCCCCGGCGUGCCUUACAGCCACUGGGACUUUAAUGACAACAAAUGCAGGACCAGCAGCGGCAAUAUUGAGAACUAUGGGGAUGCCAAUCAGGUGCGUGACUGCCGUCUGGUGAGCCUGCUGGACCUCGCCCUGGAGAAGGACUACGUCAGGGGCAAGGUGGCCGACUACUUGAACAAGCUGAUUGACAUGGGCGUGGCUGGGUUCAGAGUGGACGCCUGCAAGCACAUGUGGCCCGGCGACCUGGACGCCGUCUCCGGCCGUCUGCACAACCUCACCGCCACGUGGUUCCCCAAUGGCUCCAGGCCCUUCAUCUAUCAGGAGGUCAUUGAUCUCGGGGGAGAGCCGAUCACAUCCAGAGAGUACUUCGCUUUGGGAAGGGUGACCGAGUUCAAAUAUGGUGUGAAACUGGGAACGGUCUUCCGCAAAUGGAACGGCGAGAAGCUGUCAUACACCAAGAACUGGGGAGAGGGAUGGGGUUUCAUGCCCAACGACAGCGCCCUGGUCUUCGUUGAUAACCAUGAUAACCAGAGAGGGCACGGUGCGGGCGGUGCCUCCAUUGUCACCUUCUGGGACUCCAGGCUCCUCAAGAUGGCUGUCGGCUACAUGCUGGCCCACCCUUACGGAGUGACCAGGGUUAUGUCUAGCUUCCGCUGGAACCGCAACAUUGUGAACGGAAAGGAUCAGAAUGACUGGAUGGGCCCUCCCAGUUAUGGUAAUGGAUCCACCAAGCCUGUUCCUAUCAACCCUGACCAGACCUGUGGAGAUGGCUGGGUGUGUGAGCACAGAUGGCGUCAGAUCAAAAACAUGGUCAUUUUCCGUAAUGUGGUCAACGGGCAGCCUCACAGCAACUGGUGGGACAACAACGGCAACCAGGUUGCCUUUGGACGUGGGAACCGCGGCUUCAUCGUCUUCAACAACGAUGACUGGGACCUGGAUGUGACUCUGAACACAGGCAUGACCGGUGGCACCUACUGUGACGUUAUUUCUGGCCAGAAGGAUGGAGGCAGAUGCACUGGGAAGCAGAUCCAUGUCGGGGACAGUGGCUACGCUCACUUCAGGAUAAGCAACAUAGACGAGGACCCCUUUGUGGCUAUUCAUGCCGAAUCCAAGCUGUAAACUAUUUUAUGUUAACAUUGUUACUUGAUAUAACUGAGUGCUAUACGUACAUAGUGAUACAUUACCUGUGACUGGACUUGAUGGUGAACAGUAAAGUCACGUUAACUGUAUCUCCUGGUUCAUGCAUCUUUAUCAUUGUGGUAAUUGAAGCAAAUACACAACAGAACUGGCAAUGAGAAUUGAGACGUAUCCCUGCGGUGCCAUGCUACACGUUCAAUUGCAAAGGAAAAAUACAGAAGAGUGCUCCGUGGAAGAAUUUCACACAAAACAUAAUCGUGCUUUCAGUGUGGGGAAAAGUCACAUGACCCAGCUGACUGCUGGUUCAAAGAUAAAGACUUUAGACAGUGCAACAAGAGAGGACACGUACAGAAAAUCUGCAAAUCAAAGCUGCAAUGGGAAGAAGAGACAGGAAUGUAUGUGAGGUCAGUGAAACUGAUUCAAGUGUAGAGUUGUCAUGUCUGGAACUUCACUCUCUCAAAGAGACAGAUCAUAAAAUCAUAUGGGUGACAUCUGGGGUAGUGGGAGUGAAUUAAGAAUGGAGUUCGAUACUGGAUCUGCCCUCUCAAUCAUUUCCCACAAAGACUGUGUGAGGAAAUUUCCAUAUUUUAAACUGAAACCUACCUCAGCGAUGUUAAAAACAUACACAGGUGAGAGAAGAUCUCCUAAGGGAAAAGUGAAAGUGAAACAUGAGAAUGACACAGGUUGGAGUUGUAUGUGCUGCAAAGCGAGGGUGCACUUUUAUUUGGACGUGAAUGGCCGGGAAGUACUCAACUUAACUGAUCGUCAGUGAAGGCAAUGCAGAUCACCUCAAAACAAAGCAGCAGCGCUACAGAUGAACGGUUAACACAGUCACUGACACAGUGUGCACAGGUUUUUCAAAGAUGGAAUAGGUACCUGAAACACAUGAAAGCACAGGUUGUACUCGAGGACAAUGACAAACCCAAGUUUUACAAGGCUCGUCCUAUGCCCUACACCCCUGAACCCCAAUAACCAGAUCCGGCUUGCAAGAGCCAAAUGUCUGGCCCGCGCCGACCCAUUGGCACUAAAUGCAGCUGUCAUAAUGUGAAAUAAAGUGUGCAAU
This is a messenger RNA of Lampris incognitus (smalleye Pacific opah), 2668 nucleotides long. RefSeq names its product alpha-amylase-like. Gene Ontology annotation, molecular function: alpha-amylase activity; cation binding. The coding region runs from base 49 to 1587 and encodes 512 amino acids. NCBI's taxonomy places the organism in Eukaryota, Metazoa, Chordata, Actinopteri, Lampriformes, Lampridae. Gene Ontology annotation, biological process: carbohydrate metabolic process. The transcript is spliced from 10 exons. The record is from RefSeq and is a predicted model, not a curated record.